GCUUACUCCAGUACCUUCCCAUAAAGCUUUAACCACCAUUUGUUAUAUAUGCUGUCCAUAACUAGAUCAUACACACACACAGUGUCUGAAUGAAAUAAUUUCAUUUCACAAUCUUUUCUUGCAGACCCACAAAAGAAACACACUUUCCUACAAUACCCAUAAAUUAUAUUUCAUUUUCUUGAAAAAAAGUUCUAAUUUUUAUUUACAAAAAUGAUGGUCAAGAAGCCAAGAAUAGUGAUCAUUGGAGCAGGAAUAGCAGGGUUAACAGCUGCAAACAGGCUUCAUAAAUCUAUGGGUGGAAUUGAUCUUUGUGUUGUUGAAGGUGGGAAUAGAAUUGGAGGGAGGAUUAAGACUUCAGAGUUUGGUGGUGAUCGAGUCGAAAUGGGAGCUACUUGGAUCCAUGGAAUUGGCGGUAGCCCGGUUUAUAAGAUAGCUUUGGAAUCUAACUCCAUGGAAUCAGAUAAACCAUGGGAGUGUAUGGAUGGGAUUCUUGAUGAUCCAAUCACCAUUGCUGAACAUGGGUAUGUGUUACAUCCAUCUUUAGUUGAUCCGGUGUUGAAACUCUUUGAAAAUCUUAUGGAGUUUGUUCAAGGGAAAAGGAAAACAUGUUGGAAUUGGAAUGGGAAUAGGAGUGUUGGUGCUUUCCUUAGACAAGGUCUUGAAGAGUAUUGGCAAAUGGAAUCAAGAAACAGGAAUGGGAAUGGGAAUGGGAAUGGGGAUGGGAAUUGGAAUAGGAAGUUGUUAGAAGAAGGUAUUUUUGCAAUACAAGAAAACAAUCAAAGGACUCAUACAGGUGCUGAUGAUUUGUUUGAUCUAAAUUAUGAUGCAGAGUGUGAGUAUACUGUGUGUCCUGGUGAAGAACUCACCAUUGGUAAAGGCUACUCUAGUGUUAUAGAAUCAUUAGCAUCUAUUUUACCAUGUGGGGUCAUUCAAUUAGGGAAAAAAGUUUGUAAAAUUGAGUGGCAUCUUAAAUCUGAAACUGAAGUUGGAAUAGUAGAAAAUGGUUAUGAUGAUGAUGGUAGAAAACCAGUGAAGGUACACUUUCUUGAUGGUACUACUUUAUCAGCUGAUCAUGUGAUUGUCACAGUUCCAUUAGGUGUACUCAAAGCCGGAAUCCGCGAUUCCAACGAUUCCAAUCAUUCGGGUAUGCUUAAAUUUAGUCCACCGCUUCCGGAUUACAAGAUUGGAGCCAUUUCAAGACUCGGGUAUGGUGUUGUCAACAAGCUUUUCAUGCAACUAAGUCCUGAUUUAUCCGGUUUUGAUCCAUUCCCAAAUCUACAAUUGGUAUUCCAUAAAAGUGAUUCCGAAGGUAGGAACCCGAAAAUCCCAUGGUGGAUGAGGAAAACGGCUUCGGUGGCACCAAUUUAUAAAAAAUCAAGAGUGUUAUUAGCUUGGUUUGCGGGUGAAGAAGCGCUUAAGCUAGAAACAAUGUCGGAUGAAGUGAUUCUUGAUGAAGUCUCCACAACUUUAUCAAGUUUUUUGUCGAAUGCGUCGGAUUCCCAUGAACGAUGUAAUGGGAAUGUGAUCAAGAACUCAUCAAAAGUGAAUCUUGUUAAGGUUUUAAAGAGUAAAUGGGCGAGUGAUCCUUUGUUUUUGGGUUCAUAUAGUUAUGUCGCGGUUGGGUCAAGCGGAUGUGACAUAGACACAUUGGCUGAGCCAUUGACCACAAGUGGUUCACACCCACUUCAAAUCCUUUUUGCAGGAGAAGCAACACAUAGAACUCAUUACUCUACAACUCAUGGUGCUUAUUUUAGUGGGAUUAGAGAAGCCAAUAGGCUUCUUGAACAUUAUCAAUGUAUGGAUUAGAUUUAUGAUACUAUGGAGGAGGGUUAUUUUUGUAAUUUUAUUAUUAUUUUUUUU
Molecule: messenger RNA, 1860 nt
Organism: Helianthus annuus (common sunflower)
Lineage: Eukaryota; Viridiplantae; Streptophyta; Magnoliopsida; Asterales; Asteraceae
Product: probable polyamine oxidase 5
Exons: 1
Coding region: 211-1806 (531 amino acids)
Molecular function (GO): polyamine oxidase activity
Source: RefSeq, a predicted model, not a curated record